Messenger RNA from Myripristis murdjan (pinecone soldierfish), 1233 nucleotides. Its product is annotated as zinc finger protein 3-like. The transcript has 2 exons. Bases 71 to 1087 code for a protein of 338 amino acids. NCBI's taxonomy places the organism in Eukaryota, Metazoa, Chordata, Actinopteri, Holocentriformes, Holocentridae. The record is from RefSeq and is a predicted model, not a curated record.
GGGUCAGGCGGCCGGUGCGUCGUUACUUCCGGGUGAGCAGAUGUAAACAGAGGCAGCCGAGACAGAAACCAUGACCAAACUGGAGCUGCUGAACGUGUUCCUGAACGACAGGCUGACCGCCGCCGCCGAGGACAUCUUCCGGGCCAUCCGCGACACCGUGGCCGAGUACCAGAGCGAGAUCCUGCGGUCCAAGGAGGAGAACGAGCGGCUGAGGAGGCUGCUCAAUGUGGCCGUGCAGAGGCUGCUGCUGCAGACAGAGCCGGCGUCUGUCCAGCCGCCAGAGGACGCUCCGCCCUGCGAGCCUUCAUGGAGAGCCGGCGUGGAGCUGCUGUCGCCGUCACAGAUCAAAGAGGAGCCGGAGCUCAGGGACAUUCAGUGCGACCUCCGUCAUGAAGGGAGAACCUCGGCGUCUCUGGCGGAGGGCAGCGGCGUUCAGGCCGAGCCGCCACAGAGGUCACACCCUCCCCCGACACAAACUGUGUGUAACAGAGAGAGCGCCUCCCCUCUCCCUGUAGCCUCCCAGGACAUCAAGACAGAGAGCGGCGGAACGGCCGAAAGGAAACACCAACCAGGCGGCGGCUUACCGUCCUCGCUGACUGUUUACUCAAACUCCAGAGCGUCUCAGAGCGCCUCGUGUGCAGAGGCAGCGCACAGCGACGGGCCUCAGGACAGACAGAACACCCCAGGAUCAGAGGAACAGACAAACGCAAAGCAAGGCACACAUCUGCUGCGGAUCAAGGCCGUGCGUUCGGUGAAGCCGGCGCUGCCGCGGCCGCCCCACCCGGCCCAGAGCGUGCAGAAGUGGCACUGCUGUAAAGAGUGCGGCAAGGGCUUCAGCUUCGCCUGCCAGCUGGAGGUGCACAUGCGCUGGCACACGAAGGAGAAGCCGUACGGCUGCGCCGUGUGCCGCAAGAGCUUCACCACGGUCAGCAUGCUGAAGAGGCACCACCGCAUCCACACCGGGGAGAAACCGUUCCGCUGCCACAUCUGCGGGAAGUGCUUCAACCAGUCGGCCCACCUCAACACACACUUCAGGCUGCACAGCGGGGAGAGGGCGUGCUGGGGCCGGGCGCCGCACCGCAAGUGAAGGAUGCUGGGGGACAUCCUCAUGUAAAGUCACACUCUGAAGUUGACUUUCCAGUUCAGUGUACGUCGUUUGUGUCCUCUGUGUCUCUGUGAGUUUUGUUGUGCAAUAAAGUUGUGGUGCAGUACGGAUUUGUGCUGUGAACUGUU